Leptosia nina is the source of this 2037-nucleotide messenger RNA. Lineage: Eukaryota; Metazoa; Arthropoda; Insecta; Lepidoptera; Pieridae. The record is from the annotation of a GenBank genome assembly.
AUGGCUGCACAUGAAACAGUUAAAGUUGCUGUGGUGAUCGAUCCUGUGCCUAAUAUUGUGCCAUGUUCAAGUACCCUGACUGCUGAAGAGUUGUGUAUACUCUUGUGUAAAAAGUACAGUAUUCCACCUUUGACUCGUACUCUUUUUGGAUUAAGGAUUAAAGGCGCGGAUUAUUUCCUCAAAGAUAACUGCAAAGUUCUCUCUAGUUCAAGAGAUUAUGAACUUAGAAUACGGUUCAAGGUUCCCCAACUAAGUUUAUUGAUAACCCUUGACAUGACAACCUAUGACUACUAUUUCCAACAAGCCAGGAACGAUGUUAAUGAGAACAAAAUACCUGAAGUGAAGUACCCUGAGCAUAAACAAGAACUCUUAGGAUUGGGUAUAGCAGAUAUGAUGCGUGCCAUAUUAGAAGAAAAGCUACAACUCAAUGAUGUUGUAAGAAAUUAUAAGAAGUAUAUACCCAAAGUGAUUGUAAGAAGACACGGGCCGUUUCCCAAGAAACACGCAUACGACUGCCUUCCACAGCUGUGUUCAGCAGGUCACAAUGUAAACUAUGUAAAGAACUUGUACCUUCAGCAACUGUAUGGGUUGGCUCCGAACUACUUAGCUGAGGAACACAAGGAUGUUAUUUGGCAGAAUGGAACUGAGAGUACACCUGUAAGAGUCGUCGUUGCUCCGUUCCAUCCACACCAGCCUGGAAUAAGAAUUUAUAAUACCUUGAAGCGAGAUUGGCUUCACGCUUGCACUAUAGAAGAACUUAUAUAUCUUACAAGAAACGGUGAUAACUGCUUAGAAGUGUCGAGGCGGGGGACACCGCUGUUUCUCAAAUUCAAGUCUGAAGAACAACUUUCAUCGUUUAUAUCUGUUUGUGACGGUUACUACAGGUUAAUGGUGAAAUGGACUUUUAAUCUUUCAAAAGAUGAUGAAACACCAUCUCUUAAAGAACUUCAGAGAAUAAAAUGUCAUGGACCCGUAGGUGGUGCAUUUUCGUAUCGCAAGCUAGAAGAGAAACGGGGUAAAAAGUACGGCUGCUACAUCUUAAGGCAAUGUCAGGAUGACUACAACGUUUACUAUUUAGAUGUAUGCACUAAAAAUAGCGCAACAGAAACAUAUUUACUGGAAUUCAAAGGAGAUGGUUACGUUUUCAACAAGGAGAAAUACUUCAGCAUUGAACGGCUAGUCAGUUGUCACCAGAACCCUGAAGGAAGGAUAUUCCUCAAUGAAUGUAUUCCUCCGUCUGAAUAUGAUAAGUCCCAGUUAUUGCUAUGUGGUGAACCAGUGAAGAAAGGGGUUCGGAUCGACCAAGCAGAGUUACAGGAUAUCCUUAAAGAUAAUAAGAGCCCACGAUGUUUACCAAAUAAGGAUAUUUUACUCUAUACAGGAUCAGAAAAAGUUGGCUCGGAGAAUAUAACAGCCACAUACAAAGCCCUAUGGAGGCUAGAUGAGACGAAAAAAUUGCAGGUUGCAUUUAAAACACUGCAGAGGGAUAGAGCUAAUGAUUAUUUAAAGGACUUCAUAGAGCUAGCGAGUAAGUGGGCUUGUGUUCAGUCGAGCUCUAUAGUGCGUCUCUACGGCGUUACGUUGAGUUCGCCCACUGCGCUUGUCUUGGAGUAUCUACCGUUUGGACCCUUUGAUGUUUAUCUUAGAGAAAAUGAAGAAAGAGUGAAGCCUCUACAUCUAAAGAAAGUAGCGGCCGGUCUAGCCAGGGCGCUGUGGGAUUUGUCGGAAGCCGGUGUUGUUCAUGGUGACAUCAGGUGUCGGCGGUUGCUCCUCGCUUCUCAUCAGGCAGAUAGAAUUAUCGUUAAGCUAUCAGGACCUACGUUGAGGCAGUAUACGCCACAGGACGUACAUUGGAUCCCGGUGGAUUUCUUCACGGACAUGACCCUAGCAAGGAGAUCUGUAGUUUGGCGAUAUAUGGGCCUUCGCGACGACAUUGUGGGAGGUGUUCUCUUACGGACAAUCCCCGACUCACACCAACCCAGUACUAACUGCGAGGGGUGGGGUCACGGAGGAUUUGAAGAUGAUGGGGGUCCUUGA